This is a messenger RNA of Acanthosepion pharaonis, 1131 nucleotides long. The record is from the annotation of a GenBank genome assembly. NCBI's taxonomy places the organism in Eukaryota, Metazoa, Mollusca, Cephalopoda, Sepiida, Sepiidae.
AUGAAUUCUUUUUGCUUAUCUCUUCCUUUUUCUUUUUCUCUUUCUUUUUCUCUUGCUCUUUCUUCUCUUUCUAUCUUACCUUUUCUGUCUAUCUUUCCUUUGCCGAAUGGCUUCUCCUUUCUCCUUAUCUUUCCUUUUCUCUCUUCUGUUUUCUUUUUAUCUAUCUCUUCUGUCUAUCUUGCCUUUUCUCUUUCUUUCCAUAUUUCUUUAUUUUUCCUUUUCUUUCAUUCAUUUUUCUCUUUAUCUAUCUAUAAUUUUUAUCUUGCCUUGUCUCUCUAUCUUUCUUUGUCUCUUUAUCUUGCCUUGUCUCUUCCUUUUCUCUUUAUCUAUCUCUUCUCUCUCUCUCUCUUUCUCUCGCUUGCCUUUUCUCUCUAUCUUUCUUUAUCUUUUUAUCCUUUUUUUUCUGGUUUCUUUUCUCAUUAUCUAUCUCUUCUGUUUGUCUUGCCCCUUCUCUCUCUUUCUAUAUUUCUCUUUAUCUUUGCUUUUUUUCCUCUUUCCUUUUCUCUUUAUCUAUCCCUCCUUUCUCUCUCUCUCUCUCUCUUGCCUUUUCUCUUUAUCUUUCUUGAUCUCCUUAUCUUUCCUCAUCUCUUUAUCUCUCCUUAUCUCUUUCUUUUCACUUUGUCUACCUCUACUUUCUAUCUUACCUUUUCUCUCUCUAUUUCAUUAUACCUUUCCCUUUGUUUUUCUGUUUCCUUUUCUCAUUAUUUAUCUCUUCUGUUUAACUUGCCUUUUCUCUCUCUCUUUUCAUAUUUCACUUUAUCUUUGCUUUUCCCUCUUUCCUUUUCUCUUUAUCUAUCUCUUCAUUCUCUCUCUCUCUUGCCUUUUCUCUCUAUCUUUCUUUAUCUUUUUAACUUUCUUCAUCUCUUUACCUUUCCUUUUCUAUCUAGCCUUUUCUCUUUAUUUACCUCUAUUAUAUUUACUUUUACCAUCUAUUUAUAUCUGUCUCUUCUAUCUAUAUUUAUCUCUUCUUACCUUUUCUCUCUAACUUUUCUCAUCUCUUUAUCUUUGCUUUUCUUUUCAUCGUUAUCUUCCUUCUAUCUCCCCUUUUCUGUUUAUCGUUUCUUUUUCCUUUGUCUUUCCUUUCUUUCCUUCCACUCUUCCGGCUUCCGAAUCUCCUCCCUUUAUUUAUAA